Messenger RNA from Arachis stenosperma, 934 nucleotides. Its product is annotated as kunitz-type trypsin inhibitor KTI1-like. Gene Ontology annotation, molecular function: endopeptidase inhibitor activity. Bases 58 to 678 code for a protein of 206 amino acids. The transcript has a single exon. Lineage: Eukaryota; Viridiplantae; Streptophyta; Magnoliopsida; Fabales; Fabaceae. The record is from RefSeq and is a predicted model, not a curated record.
GUUCAUCGUCCUUCUUCACAACACCUCUCCAAGCACUAAAUAAAAUAUAUAAAAAAAAUGAAGGCUACUACCACCACCACCACGAAUGUCUUCGCCAUUUUCAUUCUCUAUGCUUUCAUCUCCAUCCACCUACCUUCUUUAGCCACGGCUGAGUUGGUCGACACAGACGGCGACCUUAUUCGAAACGGCGGCUUAUAUUACAUCCUCCCAGUUUUUCGAGGCAACGGUGGCGGAAUAGGCCGAACAUCCACCGGAAACGAAACGUGUCCACUAACCGUUGUCCAACAACGCUCCGAAGUGGACAACGGAUUACCAAUUAUAAUUUCAUCUCCAUUCAGAAUCGGUUUUCUCUAUGAAGGACUUCCUUUGGACCUAUCCUUUUCAUUUGUUCCUUUGUGUACUCCUACUCCUUCUAAGUGGAUCCUCGUUAAGGGUCUACUGGAAGGAGAAGGAGCCACGGUAAAACUCACCGGUUUUUACGAGAACGAGGUGCAGGGUUGGUUUGAGAUAAGGAAACACUUGGAUGACUAUAAACUUAGCUUUUGUGCUUCUUCAAAUAAUAAUUGCGUGGAUAUUGGGGUUAAACGUGAUGAUGAGGGAAACAGGCUUUUGGUUGCAACGGAAGAUAACCCUUUUGUGGUUAAUUUUAAGAAAGCUACGUCGUCUUAUUCUGCUUGAAGAUCCAUGCAUAAUAGUAAGCAAGUAAUUAAGCCAUGGAAAAAAAAAAAUCUUGUAUGUGCUUUCUUAUAUAGUGGGUAAGAUAUGUUUGUAUGUGCAAGAUGAGAAUAAAUUCUUGUAAGAAUAUAAUCAGGGCACGACUUGCAUGAAUAUAUAUGUUCAUGCGAAGAAGAUAAUUAAUAUGUUUGGAAAAAUUAUUAAAUAUAGUAUAUGUUAAUAUCUUAAUUGUUAUUUUUAUACGAAGAUAUUUUUACCU